Melitaea cinxia (Glanville fritillary) is the source of this 1394-nucleotide messenger RNA. RefSeq names its product eukaryotic translation initiation factor 3 subunit L-like. The transcript has 7 exons. Gene Ontology annotation, cellular component: cytoplasm; eukaryotic translation initiation factor 3 complex. Gene Ontology annotation, molecular function: translation initiation factor activity; protein binding. The record is from RefSeq and is a predicted model, not a curated record. Gene Ontology annotation, biological process: translational initiation. Bases 1 to 1338 code for a protein of 445 amino acids. Lineage: Eukaryota; Metazoa; Arthropoda; Insecta; Lepidoptera; Nymphalidae.
AUGAUUCUCUACAAAGAACUUUAUUUCCGUGACAUAUAUGCCAGAGUGCCUGGUGGUCCUAAACCUGAGCAAAGGUUUUUGUCAUUCUACAAUUACUGUGACCUGUUCAACUACAUCUUGUCUGCGGAAACACCUGUUCCCCUAGAGUUACCUGACCAGUGGCUUUGGGAGCUCAUUGAUGAAUUUGUGUACCAAUUUCAAUCCUUUGCUCAAUACAGGUCACGUACAUCAAAGUUAAGUCAAGCUGAAAUUGAAGCUCUUAAUACAGAGAACAAGGCAUGGAAUGUUCUUUGCAUUCUUAAUGUGCUACACUCUCUGGUUGAUAAAUCUAACAUCAAGCGCCAACUUGAGGUUUAUGUGACUGGUGGGGAUCCAGAUUCCGUAGCUGGUGAAUUUGGACGCCAUUCUCUUUAUAAGAUGCUUGGCUAUUUCUCCUUAGUUGGUUUGCUGCGUCUGCAUUCUUUACUCGGAGACUAUUACCAAGCUAUAAAGGUGCUUGAAAAUAUAGAGCUCCACAAAAAGUCUCAGUACUCCCAUGUACCGGCGUGCCAGAUAUCCACAUCAUAUUAUGUGGGUUUUGCAUAUAUGAUGAUGCGUCGUUACGCAGAUGCUAUCCGCACUCUGUCUUCAGCCCUGCUGUACAUGCAACGCACUAAGCAAUUGUUCUCAACGCGUUCAUACCAGAAUGAUCAAAUCAAUAAGCAGACUGAGCAAAUGUAUCAUCUGUUGGCCAUCUGUUUGGUGCUACAUCCUCAGUGUGUUGAUGAGUCUAUACAGCAGGUACUUCGUGAAAAGAAUUACCACGAGAAGAUGUUCAAGAUGCAGUAUGGUGAUCUUGGAGAAUUCGAAAGCUGCUUUACAUUUGCAUGCCCAAAAUUCUUGUCGCCCUGCCCACCGCCCAUCGAGCCUGGCUCCAACUACGGCAAGGAUGCUGUUAAGCAUCAGACUCAAGUUUUCAUGGAUGAAGUCCGUCAACAAAAAAUGCUGCCAACGAUUCGCUCGUAUCUCAAGCUGUACACCACGCUACCACUGGCAAAGCUGGCAGCCUUCAUGUCUGCGGCGCGUGGAGGCGGUGAGCGUGAUGCGGCGCGCGAGCACGCAGCUCUCGCCAUCCACCUGCUGUGCUUCAAGCACAAGAUGAAGAACGUUGUCUGGACUAAAGGACCGAGCGGGCUCGACGGAAAGUUCCAGAGCGGAUCUGAGCUGGAUUUCUACAUCGAUAAUGACAUGAUUCACAUUGCUGACACAAAAGUUGCGCAUCGUUAUGGUGACUUCUUUAUUCGUAAACUUCUUAAGUUUGAAGAACUGAACCGAAAAUUGCAUCAUAUUAAAAUAUAAAUAUCAUUUGUAAUAUGUGUAACAUAACAUUUUUAUCAAAAUAAAAGUUAAUAAUA